This is a messenger RNA of Gallus gallus (chicken), 1296 nucleotides long. It is a transcript of the gene HOXD4, whose product is annotated as homeobox D4. The record is from RefSeq and is marked validated. Gene Ontology annotation, cellular component: nucleus. The coding region runs from base 298 to 1011 and encodes 237 amino acids. Gene Ontology annotation, biological process: anterior/posterior pattern specification; embryonic skeletal system morphogenesis; regulation of transcription by RNA polymerase II. Gene Ontology annotation, molecular function: DNA-binding transcription factor activity, RNA polymerase II-specific; RNA polymerase II cis-regulatory region sequence-specific DNA binding. The transcript is spliced from 2 exons. NCBI's taxonomy places the organism in Eukaryota, Metazoa, Chordata, Aves, Galliformes, Phasianidae.
GCACCUGGGGGCAGGGAGGCGGCCGCACGCGGGGAAUGGCCCCAAAACUCCGGGAUCGGCCCCGGAGGGCGAAGCCCGCCGCGGAGGGGUCGCUCAGCUCCGCGUAUAUUAUUUAGUUAAAUUCGUGGAAAUUCUGAGGCGCACACAAAUCCGGUGAUCGGCUCCCCGCCUCCCCAUUGGCCGGGCCGGUCACAUGCACGCCUAACUUUAUUCAGUUGACAGCAAGUAGGAGGGCUCUAUGGAAGGAGAAAAAAAGACAACACGAGAAAAAUUAGUAUUUUCUACCUUCCGAAAUUAAUGGCCAUGAGUUCGUAUAUGGUGAACUCUAAGUAUGUGGAUCCCAAAUUUCCUCCUUGCGAGGAAUAUUUGCAGAGCAGCUACCUAGGCGAGCAGGGGGCCGAGUAUUACGGGGCCUCGCAGGGCUCCGAUUUCCAGCACCAGGGGCUCUACCCACGGUCAAACUACAGCGAGCAGCCCUUUGGCUGCGCCGGUGCCCAGGGCUCUGCCGUGCAGCCGCGGGGUCACGGACAGGAGCAGUCCGCCCCUCCGAGCCACUUCCCCGGCCAAGCCGAGCAUUGUCCUCCGCCUCCAAUGUCCAACUCCCGAGCCUGCGGCCAGCAGCCAGCCCUCAAAGCCCCCCACGGGUCAGCAGUUAAGCAGCCAGCAGUAGUUUAUCCCUGGAUGAAGAAAGUCCAUGUUAACUCGGUGAACCCCAAUUACAGCGGAGGGGAACCUAAGCGCUCCCGAACAGCUUACACCAGGCAGCAAGUCCUAGAACUGGAAAAAGAAUUUCAUUUUAACAGGUACCUGACCCGGCGCCGCCGUAUCGAGAUAGCGCACACUUUGUGUCUCUCUGAGCGCCAGAUCAAGAUCUGGUUUCAGAACAGAAGAAUGAAGUGGAAAAAAGACCACAAACUGCCCAACACUAAGGGCAGGUCUUCCUCCUCCGCUUCUAACCCCCACUUACAGACUGUUCCCAAGGACCAUCAGACUGACUUGACAACUUUAUAGAAGAGGUGAAAUUUUCCAUUUCAUCCUUCGAUUCUGACCAGUACUGUACAUAAGUGACACUAUCCAAGCAGAACCUGCGUGUAGCAGCCAAGGACUCGAGAAACUGCCAUCUCUCCGUAAGGUACUGUGGUACAAAGGAGACUGAAUGACGCUACUCCGGACUUUAUUUUAUUUGCCUCUCGCUAGCACAGAAAGAAAGGGGGGGAAAAAAAGCAUCAUACAGGCAGUAGGAAUUGGGAAAGUCUUAAACGAGACCUUCUGUCCAUAAAAAGUAAUAAAUCAUUG